Messenger RNA from Exophiala viscosa, 1554 nucleotides. RefSeq names its product aspartic peptidase domain-containing protein. Gene Ontology annotation, molecular function: aspartic-type endopeptidase activity. The record is from RefSeq and is a predicted model, not a curated record. Gene Ontology annotation, biological process: proteolysis. NCBI's taxonomy places the organism in Eukaryota, Fungi, Ascomycota, Eurotiomycetes, Chaetothyriales, Herpotrichiellaceae. The coding region runs from base 289 to 1554 and encodes 421 amino acids. The transcript is spliced from 3 exons.
CACCACUAAGCUGAUUUCUCAAAAAGGUGUAUUUAGGGCCAACAAGAACACCCUCGUCCAUUGUGGGGCCGGUCCUUCUUUUUCAGCUUGAACGCAUGAGGACGCAAUGAGCCACCGCGUGUGAAAACGUGAGGUUCGUUCACAAUGCACCCGCAAGAACUCGAAGAGCCGAUGUAAAUUAGCUUCACGCCAAGUAUAAAACAGUCGAGAAUGGCUUGAAGUGUUCUUUUUUCUUCAUCUCUUCGUCUCAGACAUAAGACAGAACGGUCACUCUUCUACUGGGUCAAGAUGCGUCCUUCAUUUAUGCUCCUCGCAGGAAGUCUACUUGACUGUAUCAGUGCACUGCCUCCAGCCCGGCACAAGAGAAACUCUUCCUACGUCACCCUUCCAUUCAACACAAAGCGCACAGCUAGCCUUCAGGAGCGAGGCAGUUUGAGGUCAACCUCAGGUUUUGAUUCGGCCCUUCAGAGGAUAAGUGUCACCUCCCCCUACUAUAUUGAGGUUGGAAUUGGCACUCCUCCGCAGACGAUUGACUUGGUACUUGAUACCGGGAGCAGCGAGAUUUGGGCAUAUUCAGCACAAUUGUCUUCUUCAUGCUCUGGCUGCGGGUCGGCUUACUACGACCCUUCUGCAUCUCACACAGCUAUCGAGCGUGACGACCUUGGCAUCUUGAAUAUCAGUUAUGUAUCAACGUCUGGCGUUACUGGUUUCUACGUAUCGGACACACUCGAGACCAAUGGUGUGUCAGCCACCAACAUUGUCAUUGGCGUCGCCACAGACUUCAAUUCGGGUGAUCCUAGAGGUGGCAUCAUGGGCAUUGGCCUUCCUCAAGGCGAAGCCUCCAUCUUGAAUUCUGGUAUUGAAUAUCCAGGCUAUAUCGACCAGCUCAAGGCGGAAGGCCUCAUUGGUGUCCGUGCCUAUAGUAUCUAUCUGAAUGCCAUCUCAGCAACGAGUGGUCUGGUCAUUUUCGGCGGGUAUGACAAGUCCAAGUGGGUCGGCGGCCUGGUCCCAUUUUCACUUAUUGAACCAGCGCCUGACGGUUACUUCCAUCUUGACGUCGCCGCACCUACUCUCUCCCUCACUCUCGACGGUCAAACAAGCGAAGUUCCUUUCAGCACGGUCCCAUAUGCCGUUACGUUGGAUACGGGGACAAGUAUAAGUCUUCUCCCUCAGACCCAAAUCGCUGCGAUCGCCUACGCCUUGGGGGCGACUCUUUUUUCCGGUGACGAUGAAGAAACGUUCUACAGCCUACCAUGUAGUUUGAGCUCCGCCACUGGUGGCCUUUCUUUCACCUUCUUCGGCACAUCCGGCCCCGUUACCAUCACCGUUCCCUAUGCUGAGCUCGUCAUCGACGUAUCAGGAUUCGACCUCCCUGCUGGCCAAUGCUUACUAGGUCUAAGCGGCUUUCCCGAUGGAGCCAUGGACGGCGCGUUUCUCCUGGGCGACACCUUCCUCCGCUCCGCAUACUUAAUCUACAAUUUUGAUGACAUGACGGUAAGCUUGGCGCAAGCGAACUGGGAGAGCGACUGCGACGAUUGUAUCCAACCUCUGUGA